This is a messenger RNA of Ostertagia ostertagi, 1053 nucleotides long. The record is from the annotation of a GenBank genome assembly. NCBI's taxonomy places the organism in Eukaryota, Metazoa, Nematoda, Chromadorea, Rhabditida, Trichostrongylidae.
AUGGAACAAAAAGCUCAUGGCGUUCUCUACUCGUCUAAAAAAUCACCGAACUUCGUAGUGAGGAAGAUAUCGAAGAAGGUUUCCGAGGUAAUCACUUGGUUUCUUUCUUCGUUGGUGUUCUGUUGUCCGAGAAAGUUAAUCGCUCCGAGAAAUGGAACGCGAUUUGAAGAACUGCCAAAUGAGAUUCUUCUCAAAAUUGUGGGAUAUUGUGACUUCGCAUCAAAAAUGAACAUGCGAGCGGUCAGUUAUCGUUUCUGUGCGUUGGUAGAAAAGAGUGCACAUGCAGUUCGACACAACCUUAUCGGUGGAGUUGAAAUCAGGCGAGGUGAUGGGGACGGUAACGAUAUCUUCGAUCUAGGUGACCAUUUCGGCGACUUUUAUGGGGAUGUUAGCUCAACAAUGCAUGCAAAGAGCGCUUCAGGUGAACAUCAUUCUUUCACGUGCUCGAGCUUUUAUGUAACGCUAUGUCGUCCUCUAAAGCGAAUGGAGCUUUUGGUUCCGGCCACCCGUCUUCCAAAUAUCAUGAGGCAUGUGUGCGUCUGCCAUUCAUUCAAGCUUUGUGGAAUUCCAUUAGAUGAGGGCUUGGCUUCAAAUAUUCUUGAUGCCUCGUUCAGAGCUGUUAACGACGUAGUCAUUGAUAGGGUGCACACUGUUACAGCCGAAACACUUGUCAAACUAGUAGACAAGCUACACCACAUGUUUGAUGACUCCGCUCUCGUGCGCCUCGUCAUCUCAGAUCAUGCAAUACGACGAAAUGUUCGCCUCCCUUUGUGUGCAAUUACUCAUCGUGGCAUUAGCCGCGCUGCUCAGGCCUUCUAUAAGCGGUGCUGUGAUGUUAUGGCUGAGGUCACUGCCGAAAUGCAUGCACCAAAAUGGGAAAUCUCUGUUUCUUUCCCAUCGUCCAUACUAAUCGACCGAAAUUUGAUCGAAGUUCCCAUUGAAAUGCGAGGACAGUUUACAAUUUGGAGUUUGUUCCCUCCAUACAACGACGGAUUCACUGUAGAGGUUCGCGUUGGUGGAAUGAAUCUCAAGAUCAUAGUGGAAUCAUCGUAA